This is a messenger RNA of Ctenocephalides felis (cat flea), 762 nucleotides long. RefSeq lists its product as uncharacterized. Lineage: Eukaryota; Metazoa; Arthropoda; Insecta; Siphonaptera; Pulicidae. The record is from RefSeq and is a predicted model, not a curated record. The transcript has 5 exons. Bases 1 to 762 code for a protein of 253 amino acids.
AUGGGCAUCACGAACAUUAUUGUGAUCUUGGUACUAUCGACGACGAUAAUCUGGGAUUUAGUUUGUGGAGAAGAAUUAGCUCCGUAUCUGAAGGUAUGUUCCAGACAUGACAAGGACUUCUCAGGAUGUCUGAAGCGAUCGAUAGAUGCCUUGAAACCGAUCUUUGUAAAUGGAGAUCCUUCGCGCGACGUUCCUUCUCUGGAGCCCCUUGAUGUAGGAGACUUACUAAUUGGAGAUUUUGCUGGCAGCUCUGCCGUUGGAAUAAGAAUUUCAGCGACAAACAUAAAAGCACAUGGAGCUUCUAACUUUGAACUUACUAAAAUUAGGGGAGAUUUUGACACUCUGACCUUCCAUUUUGAAGUAUUUUUACCUCAUAUAGAAGCCACUGGUAACUAUGGAGUAAAUGGUAAUAUUUUAUUAUUACCUAUCAGAGGCAAUGGACCAUUUGUUGCAAGUUUUGAUAAUUGCACUGGAAAAGCUGUCAUGAUUGGCAAAACAUUCCAAAAAGAUGGUAGAAACAUGCUGGGUAUAGAUAAAAUGAACAUUAAAAUUAAAAUAGGAAAAGGUAAAAUAGAUCUCAAAAAUUUGUUCGGCGGAGAUAAGACUUUAGGUACUAUUAUCAAUCAAACGAUAAACUCAAAUUUUGAAAUUUUAAGUCAAGAAAUAGCACCACUGAUUGAAAAAGCUUUAUCAAAAUUGUUUAUUAAAAUUUCCAACAAAAUAGUGGAUAGGUACACGGUGGAGCAGUUAUAUCCCGAAUGA